AUGUCUUGCCCCGUUUGGCUGAUCACCGGAUGCUCUUCAGGGUUCGGGCUAGAGAUAGCCCGCAGAGCCCUCACAAAGGGACACCGAGUUAUUGCGACCUCCCGGAAUCCCAAGAAGAACGAAGAUCUCGUUCAAGAGAUUGAGUCAAAGGGCGGUCGAUGGAUUGCCUUGGAUGUGACAGCGCCCGAUUUGUCGAGCGUGGUUGACAAAGCCAAGGCACUAUAUGGAACAAUUGACAUACUUGUCAACAAUGCUGGAUUUAGUCUCAGUGGAGGAUUCGAGGAUCUAAGCGAGGACGACCUCCGGGCCCAGUAUGAGACCAACGUCUUUGGGGUUUUCAAGAUGAUGAAGGCCGUGUUACCUGGGAUGCGCGAGCGGCAGUCCGGUAUUGUGAUCAACAUUGGAUCAACGGGCGGCCUCACUGAGGCCGUUUGGCACGAAUACCGCGACUUCAACGUUAAAAUUGUUCUGGUUGAACCUGGCCCUUUUCGAACCAAUUUCUUGGGUGGAAAUGCGGCCGUCAUCCGUCCGAUGAGCUCGUUUUACAAAGGCACGAGCACUGAAACCACAUUGAAUCACCUUAAAGAUUCCCAUGGAGACCGACCAGGAGACCCAAUCAAGGCUGCCACAAUAAUUGUUGAUUACGCGUUGGGCGAAGGAUCAGCCAAAGGGUCUAAUGAGUUCUUGAGACUGCCCUUAGGGUCUGGAGCUCUGGAAACAGUUCAAGGCAAGAUCGAGUCGCUGGAAGAGAACUUGGCAGGGGUGAGGGAAAUGGCCCAGAGUGCAGACUUCUAA
Molecule: messenger RNA, 795 nt
Organism: Fusarium odoratissimum NRRL 54006
Lineage: Eukaryota; Fungi; Ascomycota; Sordariomycetes; Hypocreales; Nectriaceae
Exons: 3
Coding region: 1-795 (264 amino acids)
Source: RefSeq, a predicted model, not a curated record